Humulus lupulus (European hop) is the source of this 1900-nucleotide messenger RNA. RefSeq names its product ethylene-responsive transcription factor WRI1-like. Gene Ontology annotation, biological process: regulation of DNA-templated transcription. The coding region runs from base 323 to 1588 and encodes 421 amino acids. Lineage: Eukaryota; Viridiplantae; Streptophyta; Magnoliopsida; Rosales; Cannabaceae. The transcript has 6 exons. The record is from RefSeq and is a predicted model, not a curated record. Gene Ontology annotation, molecular function: DNA-binding transcription factor activity; DNA binding.
AGAGACUUGGGUUUUAGCAAAAUAUAGGUGACAUUUCUUUCUAUCUAUCUAUCUAUCUAUCUGUCUAUCGCUGUGAUCUGAUUACUCUCUCUGUUUGGGUAAACCACUUAGGUUACCAGAAUUCUUCUACUGUUUUCUUCUAACAACUACUGUUAGUCUCUCAUUGUAAAAUCUAACAAAGAAAAAAGUGAGAUUAUUGAAAGAUAUACUUACCCAACAUGUCUUUCCUCAACUAGUAUAUUUUAUUUUUUUUCUUUGAUUUUCUUUUUCUCUUGUUUAAUUUUCUGGGAAAGUUGAGAGGAAAAGUAAGAGAGAGAAAGGUAUGAAGAGGUCGCCUUCUUCGUCUUGUUCUUCUUCCUCUUCCUCCUCAUGCGUGGAGCCUGAAAUUGUUCAGGUCCAAUCCGAGAAACUGAAGGUGAAACGUGCCAGGAAAGAGAAUAUUGGUCGACAAAAUGUGAAAACCCAAACCUCUGCCUCUGGAAGAAGAAGCUCCAUUUACAGAGGAGUCACCAGACAUAGAUGGACUGGUAGAUUUGAAGCUCAUUUGUGGGAUAAGAGCUCUUGGAACAAUGUUCAGAACAAGAAAGGAAGACAAGGGGCCUAUGAUAGUGAGGAUGCAGCUGCUCGCACGUACGAUUUAGCUGCACUUAAGUAUUGGGGUCCUACAACAACCCUGAAUUUUUCGACAGACUCAUAUACAAAAGAAAUGGAAGAAAUGGAAAAGGUCACUAAGGAAGAGUACUUGGCCUCUUUGCGGCGCCGUAGUAGCGGCUUCUCUAGAGGAGUUUCUAAAUAUCGAGGGGUCGCCAGGCAUCACCAUAAUGGAAGGUGGGAGGCUCGAAUUGGACGUGUUUUUGGGAACAAGUAUCUGUACUUGGGAACUUAUAAGACGCAAGAAGAAGCUGCGGCAGCAUAUGACAUGGCGGCCAUAGAAUACAGAGGAGCAAACGCUGUGACCAAUUUCGAUAUCAGCAACUACAUCAACCGAAUCAAGAGCAAGACCGGUGAACCAAUCCUUAUUCCUGGCGCUGAACCCGAACCAGAACCUGAAGCUGAAUUUCAACCCCAAUCACCGCCGCCAAAAGAGGAAUCGACGGUCUCGUCCGGGGAGAAUCUUCAGUGUUCUCAGCUUCUUCCUUGCAUGGACUCUUCAACAAUGGCUGCCGUGAUGAUCGACCCUCCGGUCGACCACGAUCUCAUCCCUUGGAGCUUCCUGGACGCCGGAUUUGUUCAUCAUCCGGUACCAGAUCUGCCGAUCGAGAAGCCAGGGGAGUUACUGGACUUGUUCGAUAACAGUGGAUUUGAAGAUAACAUUCAUAUGAUAUUUGAAUCUGGUUCGGGCGAUUCCAGUGAGGACGAUUUCUCCGCCGUCUUUAAUAAAUUGGAUAACAGAUCAGGUAGUUUUGGGGUUCUUGAGGUGGACAAUAACCAGAUCACCGGCAAUGGCGGAUCGGGGAACGUGGAGGAUGGCAGUAACGGCCGGAGAGAUCAGAUGGAGCUGUUUUCUUCUUCUUCUUCGUCAUCAUCAUCAUUACCUUCAUUUUCUCCGUCAUCGUCGUUGACGGAAACUCCAGUGUCUUGUAUGUAAUUUCAGGUUUUGGUGUUGUUUUACUAAAUGAUGAGUAGGGAUUUGGAUGUUUUUCCUGGAUGUUUGGGGAAAUGUUCAAUUUUCUUUCUUCUUCCUAAAACAAAAUUACAUUUUUCUUUGUUUGGCUAGGGGGAAAAUUGUUCGGUUAGUUAGUUUAUUCAUAGAGGAAAAUAGAAAAAUUGAAAAAGUAGAAAGAAAAAAAAAAAGAUAGAGGACACAUGUUCGUUGGGAAUCUAGAUGAAAAGGUAAGUUAAAAUUUUCUUACUUUUGAUAUGAUAAUAUAAUGAUAUCUAUCAGUUGAAAGGAGUUUAA